Eutrema salsugineum is the source of this 718-nucleotide messenger RNA. RefSeq lists its product as uncharacterized. The transcript is spliced from 6 exons. The record is from RefSeq and is a predicted model, not a curated record. The coding region runs from base 152 to 601 and encodes 149 amino acids. NCBI's taxonomy places the organism in Eukaryota, Viridiplantae, Streptophyta, Magnoliopsida, Brassicales, Brassicaceae.
UACAAAUCUUUCUCAAAGCGACUUCUCUUGUUUCUUCCCUUUCUGUACUCUCUGUCUUUCUCUUCUGAAUACAUAUCUCUUACCUACAAACGACUAACUCUUAAACAUAGAAAAACAAGUAUACACGAUAUAAAGUUGAAAAGAGCGGUCCAUGGACAAGAAAAAGUCAGUAUCGGGUUCCUCUGCAUCCUCCUCGUCUUCAUCUCUUGAUCAUCUUUUUGGUCCAAGAGUCUCUUCCUCGUCUUCUUCAUCAUCAACAACGGGAUUGUUCCAAUCCAUUUUCCCACCACCCUCAAUGGGGACGCAAGCGGAUUUGGCAAAUCGAAAUGGAGCUGCCAAAUAUCAACGUCCAAAUUUGGGGAUUCCAAAUGAAAGAGGAGAAAGGAGAAAAUAUAAGGAGAGGAAGGUUUACCAAAACGAAGAAACACAACCACCAUGCAACUUGAGCUCAUCAAUUUACUAUGGAGGCCAAGAGAACUAUUCUUCUUCAGCACCACCACAAUCAACAACCAAUCUAGAUGAUUAUAUGAAAGAUGGAGAGGAAAGCGGUUCUGAACGUGCUUCGAGAGGAAACUGGUGGGAAGGAUCGCUUUAUUACUAAAUAUCAAUCCUAGCUGAUGCCUGAUGAUGCACGAUAAGAAAAUGGAACCUCGAUUAAUUGAAUAUGGAAGGCGACGUAUAGAAAUAUACCUAGAAAAUAUAUGAAUAACAAAUUAAC